UUAUACCCCAAGGUCCAUUCUGGUCCCUUAUCUCUAAAAAGUGUCAAAGUGAUCCUUUAAUUGUCCAAAAAGGACCACGUUUGUCCUUUCUGUCCAAAUGGCACAAACGGACGUUAGGUCUGUAUACGUGGCAGGUGACGUGGAAUGAUAUAAACGUUCUCUUCUUCAUCGUUCUUCAACGUUCUCUUCUUCAUCGUUCCCAGAAUUUCUUCCCCAAAUUCUAGGGUUCAUCGUUUGCCUCCUUUCUUCCCCAAAUUCUAGGGUUCACCAGUUUCCAAUGAAGCAGACAUCAUCAUCAAUCGCAGGGCCAUGUUCAUACGAAUCUAACACGAAGAAUGAUGGUUUUGCUGCAAACUUGAGAUGGAGACCCGUAUGUGGGUGUGGAGAGAUAGCUUUGCUUCGUAGGGCUUCAACAAGCACGAAUUUCGGGAAGCAAUUCUGGGGCUGUCGUAAUUACAAGGGUUCAACCCAAACAGGGUGUGGCUAUUUUCAAUGGUUCUUUGAUGAUGUGAUGGAUGAGAAAGACCAGUAUAUGAAGAUGCAGAAUAGUAGGAUGGAGAAGAUUCAAAUUGAACUUGAUGCAGCAAAAAUGGAGUUGGUAACUCUUAAGGCAACAAAUGACAGACUAAAACAAAAGACAAGAGAGUUGAAGAAGAUGCUGAAUUCUGAGAAAAAUUGGAAAAGGCUUUUCUGUGUUAUUUUAGUGUUGGUCAUUUGGAAAAGUCUGUAUUAGUAUGUUGUAAGGUUAUGAAUUAGUAUGUACUGAAUUUGAUAUUUAUUCAUGUAUCGAAUUUUAGUGUUGGUCAUUUGUAAUGUUAUGGUUUAGUGUUGUAAUGUUUUAAAGUGAUCAA
Vicia villosa (hairy vetch) is the source of this 851-nucleotide messenger RNA. RefSeq lists its product as uncharacterized. Bases 278 to 733 code for a protein of 151 amino acids. The record is from RefSeq and is a predicted model, not a curated record. The transcript has 2 exons. Lineage: Eukaryota; Viridiplantae; Streptophyta; Magnoliopsida; Fabales; Fabaceae. Gene Ontology annotation, molecular function: zinc ion binding.